GGCUGUGUACAAGUGCUGCGUGUGCUCCGGCUGCGGCUCCACUUAGCCACAGUUUGGUCCACACCGAACGUUGAACCAUUCCACAUCUGUUUUAACACGAGAAGAAGAGUUUUGGUCCCGGGACCGUGUUUGGUUGUUAUUUUUUGGACACUUUACUUCCCGUUUCCCGGACUCUUUUUUUUUUUGUUUGAGCGGUGAACAAAGCUCCUGGGGCAGACUGACAGUUGGCUUUUUGUGGCAUGUGAUACGGACAACAGACAAGGCGUGUUCAAGUUACACGGAUGUAAAAAAACACGAAGAAGAGAGGACACACAGGCUGUAUUUUUGUUAUUUUGCUCGCCAUAUUUUGAGUAUGUUUGAGCCAGAUGAACCGCGUUUGUUCGUCUGUCUGGGUGUUUGCUAGCUGUUGAAUGGCCGAACAAUGCUCUGAGCCUCACGGGAAGGCGUCGGAUGCUAUGAUGCAAAUGAUUCUCGCCUGUUUAACGUGACUUUAAUGUGAAUGCUGGGUUAUUCGCUUCACUGUGUUCUGGUUAAAACAUAAAGGAAAAAAAAGCAGAUUGGUCUUUUUUUCUUUCCAGGUAACACAACAAUGUGGAUUGCCUCUUGGCUGCGUGCGUCUUUGUGCCUGGGAUCUUGGUAAAAGUUUGAAUUGAAUCGAACUGAAUUGAAGGAGUAACUGAAUCUGGAUUUUAAUUGGGAUAUUUACAGAAAAGAUCAGACUGAGGAGAGGCGUACACUUGCCUGGGUUUUUCUUCUGUGGAGCCUUGGAGACCCUUGGGACACCUGGGACAGCCAUGGCUAACGACUCCAUACAAAGCGACCCCGGUGGGCUCACUGUUUUGGAGCAGCUCGGUUUGGACCAGAACUCGGAUUUCUCGGACUCCAGCAUUCAGCAGCUUUUGGAGGAGCAGCGUGAAAGGAUCCGAAGGGAAAUCCGCAGAGAGUUAAAGAUCAAGGAAGGAGCCGAGAAUCUGCGACGAGCCACUACAGACAAGAGGAACGCCCAGCAGGUGGAAAAUCAGCUAAGAAGCUCUAAUCGCAAACUGGACGACCUGCAUGCACAACUGCAAGAGCUGGAUGCACACAUUGUGGUCAAAGGAGGAGAGGAGGUCAAAGAUGAAUGCCCACAAUCCCCUGGGGCAGAGAGCCGGACCUCAGCCCACAAAGAGCGCAUCGCCGCCCUGGAGAGACAACUAAACAUCGAGCUCAAAGUAAAACAGGGCGUUGAAAACAUGAUCCCGAUCUAUGCUAAUGGAUCCACCAAGGAUAAGAAGAUGCUGCAGACGGCUCAGCAGAUGCUUCAGGACAGUAAAACCAAAAUUGACAUCAUUCGAAUGCAGAUCCGCAAAGCCGUGCAGGCCACCGAGCAGAACGACGACGCUCCGGGGAACCAUGACCUGUGUGGAGUGGAGCUGCGCAUUGAGGAGCUGAGGCAUCACUACAGGGUGGAGCACGCUGUGGCAGAGGGGGCCAAAAAUGUGCUCCGCCUCCUGGGGGCCAACAAGGUUCAGGACAAGAAGGCUCUGUCAGAGGCGCAGACUCGUCUAAGCGAGGCGUCUCAAAAGUUGGACUUACUGAGGGACUCUUUAGACCAGCGUCUGUCAGAGCUGCCCGAGGACCACCCCAAGUCCAGUGUCAUCAAGGAAGAACUGGUCCUGGCCUCUUCUCCGGGAUUCAGCUCUCGCCAUGGCGCCCCCUACCUCCACAACCAGUAUAGCACGCUAAACAAGCCAUCACCUCUAACUGGUACGCUGCAGGUUCAGCUGUUGGGCUGUGUGGGCGUUCUGGAGAUGGUCCCAGGUCGUUGUAAAGGCAGUGCCGUGAUGUUGCCGUGUUACAGCCCUGGAGACGCCAAGUCCUUCAUGAGAGGAAGCAAAGCGCUAUACGGGCGGAGCGGCUCUGUCAGCGGCAAAACACCCAGCAAAACAGAUGAGCUCUCCACUGAGGUGAGUGCAGUUCUGAAGCUGGACAACGCGGUGGUGGGGCAAACGGCUUGGAGGACAGUAGGAGAACAGGCCUGGGAUCAGACGUUCACCGUGGAGCUGGAAAGGUCUCGGGAGAUGGAAAUCGCCGUUUACUGGAAGGACUACCGCUCCCUAUGUGCUCUCAAAUACCUGAAGCUUGAGGAGUUUCUUGACAACCAAAAACACAGGGUCCAACUGGAGCUGGAGCCGCAGGGCCUCAUGCUGGCCGAGGUGACCUUCUUUAACCCUGUGAUCGAGAGAGCUCCUCGUCUGCAGAGGCAGAAGAAGGUCUUCUCCAAACAGCAGGGCAAAGCGUUCAUUCGAGCUCGUCAGAUGAACGUCGACAUCGGGACGUGGGUACGACUCCUUAGAAAUGCCAUUCCAACCGUCAAUAACUCCGGCACCUACAGCCCGAACGCUCACAGUCUCACACUGAACAGUGGAGAGAUCUCAGUGGAAAAGUUGAGUUUGGACAGCGACUCUCCCAUUAGAGGCGAUUACAAGAGAGACGUGGACAUACACACACCGGACCGACUGCAAACCAUCGAACCCACGUCUCCCCCAGACCUCCCCCCUGAGAGCCCCGCCCACACCCCGCCUGCAAACAGUGUUUCCAGUAAGCAGAGAAGAGGUCCGCUUUCCCUGCAGGAUUUCAGAUUGAUAGCGGUGCUCGGAAGAGGACAUUUUGGAAAGGUGUUGUUAGCAGAAUACAAAAAGACAGGAACGAUGUAUGCCAUCAAAGCACUAAAGAAAGGGGAUAUUGUGGCUCGAGAUGAAGUUGAAAGCCUGAUGUGUGAGAAGCGGAUUUUUGAAACGGUGAACCUCUCCCAUCAUCCGUUCCUGGUCAACUUGUUCGCCUGCUUUCAGACCCCGGAGCAUGUGUGUUUUGUCAUGGAGUACACAGCAGGAGGCGACCUAAUGAUGCACAUUCACACAGAUGUAUUCACAGAGCCGCGCGCUGUGUUUUACACAGCCUGUGUGGUUCUGGGACUGCAGUUUCUUCAUGAUCAUAAGAUUGUAUACAGGGACCUUAAACUUGACAACCUGCUGCUCGGCACUGACGGAUAUGUCAAAAUUGCUGACUUUGGCCUUUGUAAAGAAGGGAUGGGUUUUGGUGAUCGGACAAGCACAUUCUGUGGCACUCCAGAGUUCUUGGCCCCUGAGGUCCUGACAGACACGUCAUACACCAGGGCCGUGGACUGGUGGGGCCUCGGGGUCCUCAUUUAUGAGAUGUUGGUGGGAGAGUCCCCAUUUCCAGGAGAUGACGAAGAGGAGGUGUUUGACAGCAUUGUGAACGACGAGGUACGCUACCCACGCUUCCUCUCCACUGAAGCCAUCGGCAUCAUGAGACGGCUGUUGCGGAGGAACCCGGAGCGUCGUCUCGGCUCUGGGGAGAAGGACGCAGAGGAGGUGAAGAAACAACCUUUCUUUAGGAAUAUGGACUGGGACGCUCUCCUCCACAAAAAGGUGCCUCCCCCGUUUGUUCCUACCAUCGGUGGCAAAGAAGAUGUGAGUAACUUCGACGAAGAGUUCACCACCGAAGCCCCGACGCUGACCCCUCCCCGAGAGCCGCGUGCGCUGUCCCGCAGAGACCAGGAGAGCUUCAGGGAAUUUGACUACGUCUCGGACCUCUGCUAACGCUCCGAGACUGCACCGCCCAAAAGAAUGUGUCCAAGCUUCAAGUGGAGCUGGUGUAGCUCCCCCCUCUGUGUGUCGAUGAUAACUACACUGUGAAAGAAUGAAGACACAUCGCUGUGUUUUAUUUUUUAUUUUAGAAAACUCUGGACUUGAAGACAUUGAAAUGUAUGCUAACGUGUUGGAAUCGGGGUGUGAUGGGUAGAACUGCUGUAGUGGACUGGUUUGCCCAUUCUCUCUGACUGAAGUUCAUUUAAAACAGUAGCUUUUAAAACUCAUGUGUUUGUGCAGCUGUGAGGAGAUAUUUUGCUUAUCUUUGUACUGUUCCAUGGGCUGAAGGCUGCAUCCCAAGCCUCUCUCAUACUGAAGAUGCCUUACAUUUUUAGAUGAAGUUUGACCACUAGAUAGGAUUUGCUAAGGGGAGACACUACCGGGUUUUUUUUUUUUUUUGGUUAAUUUGUUCAAGGGGUGGCGCCAGGGGCUAACUACAUUUAAAACUGGUUUAAAACAGCGACUCAAACAUUGGAGCGGAAGGGGGUGCACUCGUGUCGAUGUAAGACUCUCAAUUAACCCCGGGUUGGGCUUUAACGUAAAAGAUGUUUUAAUGUUUAGCUUUGUCAACCUGCCUCUAUAGAGUUAUAUUGGGACCUUCAAAAGGACAUUUGAACACACAGAGACAUAAGGAUCAGACCUUAAAAGCAGCACCUACACAACCUAAAACUUUACAAUCUUGGACUUAACAAGACUUUGACAAAAUGUACAGAAGUUGUUUUUUUUUUAAAUAUAUAUCUUAUUCCAAGUCUGAUUUAUUUAAGUUUUAACUCCAAACAAUGAGGAUAAAUUUGUUGGCAAAUUUUCAAUCAGAUCUAGUAAAUUUAAAAAAAGAAACAAGAAAUUUAAACCUAACUUAAACCUGAAGUUUCAAAAUGGUAUCGCUAAAGUUCAGAUUUUGUCCUGUUCCCUGCAGCGUCUCUCCUUCAUCUGAACACAUUUGUGGACUUGGAAGUGUCUCUCUGCUGAAGGUUGCAAACUUUGAACGUUAUGAGAGGAUUACAGGGUAAAACCACUGUCCAGACCAUUUGGAUUUGAAUAAUACUAAUAAACUGUUUAAUAAUGAAUUGUUGACAAAAAAUAAUGCAUGUCUCUGGCUCACACACAUAAGCAUUAAAGAUACGGCAUGUUGGG
Molecule: messenger RNA, 4784 nt
Organism: Periophthalmus magnuspinnatus
Lineage: Eukaryota; Metazoa; Chordata; Actinopteri; Gobiiformes; Gobiidae
Gene: pkn1a
Product: protein kinase N1a
Exons: 23
Coding region: 795-3602 (935 amino acids)
Biological process (GO): protein phosphorylation; signal transduction
Molecular function (GO): protein serine/threonine kinase activity; small GTPase binding; ATP binding
Source: RefSeq, a predicted model, not a curated record